Molecule: messenger RNA, 332 nt
Organism: Staurois parvus
Lineage: Eukaryota; Metazoa; Chordata; Amphibia; Anura; Ranidae
Source: the annotation of a GenBank genome assembly
GGGCCACAGAACCGUUACUUAGGGCCACAGAAUUGUUACUCAGGGACAGACACAGAAUUGUUACUGAGGGACACAGAAUUGUUACUGAGGGCCACAGAACCGUUACUUAGGGCCACAGAAUUGUUACUCAGGGACACAGAAUUGUUACUGAGGGCCACAGAACCGUUACUUAGGGCCACAGAAUUGUUACUCAGGGACACAGAAUUGUUACUGAGGGCCACAGAACCGUUACUUAGGGGCCACAGAAUUGUUACUCAGGGACACAGAAUUGUUACUGAGGGCCACAGAACCGUUACUUAGGGCCACAGAAACGUUACUCAGGGACACAGAAU